Molecule: messenger RNA, 1053 nt
Organism: Symbiodinium necroappetens
Lineage: Eukaryota; Dinophyceae; Suessiales; Symbiodiniaceae
Source: the annotation of a GenBank genome assembly
AUGCAGCAGCAAGGAGUGGAUUCGGAGCCAGGGGUCCCGAGCCAAGCAGAAGCCAUGGAGGGAACAGGCGACCUGCAGCCUGAAGUGGAUUCGAAGCCAGGGGUCCUAGAACAAGCAGAAGCCAUGGAGGGAACAGGCGACCAGAAAGCCAUGCAGCCCAAAGUGGAUUCGAAGCCAGGGGUCCGAGAACAAGCAGAAGCCAUGGAGGGAACAGGCGACCAGGAAGCCAUGCAGCCCAAAGUGGAUUUGAAGCCAGGGGUCCCAGAACAAGCAGAAGCCAUGGAGGGAACAGGCGACCAGGAAGCCCAGCAGCAAGGAGCCCAGUUGGCCAUCGUUCAGGCUGGCAAGGAGGGCACGAAGACACAGCAGAGGACGGAUGCCGUGUUCAAGGCAUUGGAGCAACCCAACAAGUUCGACUUGAAGGAAGCUACGCUGACCAGGAAGGAAGGCGAAUCUCAAGAGGAUUGGAUGGCGAGGGUGGCCCACAAUGUCUUCAUGAAGUUUCACAGGGCCAGCAUGGCACAUGGCCUCGAGAUUGCCGUGCCGGCUGGUUCGGAUACCAGCUCCAGUGGGAUUACACGCCGGCCAUCCUCGAUGGCCUUGCCAGUGGCUCUUGGCGAUCAGGAGGCAGGCUCGGCUUUGACGUCCAUCCAGGAUCCCAUGGACAAGAAAAAGAAGACGGCCCUCCUGAACCAAGCCAAGAACAAGAUUGCCCUGGCUUCCACGAAGCUAGACGAGGCGACGGUUCUGCAGGAGGAGAUUUCCGCGAGCGAGAAUAUGUCACAGCCCAUCCGCGACGGCUUCCUCAAGGAUCUGCAGAAUCACGGCCAAAGCCUUGGGCAAGCCAGGGACAAGCUGAGCGCUGAGCUGGACAAGGGCUCGGGUCAGCUGCUUCAGGAGCUCUUAGAUGAUCUCAAUCAAAAGAUUACCAAUUAUGUGCAAUCCACGAAUGGGAUGAAGAAGCUGUCGGCCACCAGGCUAGCAGCACUUUGUCGUCGAGCAUACCUUGGGGUCAGAUUGGUCUUGGAAACCAAAACCUUUAAAUUAAACUGA